GGCCGCUCUUCCUGGGGUUGUUUCUGCGUGUGACGUGUGGCUUUUGAGAUAAACUCUCCUCUACCAGCGUAGGCCGUAUGAGUGGAGGGCGGGCUCCCGCGGUCCUGCUAGGCGGAGUGGAGCAUUCUUCGGGAGUGCAUCAGAGGGAGGGCAGAGCCUGAGGAUCUAAGCGAAGGCUUCCCCGGGUGUAAUUUUCCUGGGCUGUUUGUGAGGAGAGAUCGAAUUGGCCUCCUGCUUUCAGGCCUCUCUGCUCCUGUCUUUUGUUUGGAUGCCGGCGCUGCUGCCUGUGGCCUCCCGCCUUUUGUUGCUACCCCGAGUCUUGCUGACCAUGGCCUCUGGAAGCCCUCCGACCCAGCCCUCGCUGGCCUCGGAUUCCGGCUCCGGCUACGUUCCGGGUUCGGUCUCUGCAGCCUUUGUCACUUGCCCCAACGAGAAGGUCGCCAAGGAGAUCGCCAGGGCCGUGGUGGAGAAGCGCCUAGCAGCCUGCGUCAACCUCAUCCCUCAGAUUACCUCCAUCUAUGAGUGGAAAGGGAAGAUCGAGGAAGACAGUGAGGUGCUGAUGAUGAUUAAAACCCAAAGUUCCUUGGUCCCAGCUUUGACAGAUUUUGUUCGUUCUGUGCACCCUUACGAAGUGGCCGAGGUAAUUGCAUUGCCCGUGGAACAGGGGAACUUCCCGUACCUGCAGUGGGUGCGCCAGGUCACAGAGUCAGUUUCUGACUCUAGCACAGUCCUGCCAUGAUGAGCCCUGUUCCUGCCAUGAUCCCCUCGAUACUUCAACGCCUUCUGACUUCCAGGUGAUGACUGGGCCCCCAAUAAAUCCUGUCUUUGGGUC
Molecule: messenger RNA, 832 nt
Organism: Symphalangus syndactylus (siamang)
Lineage: Eukaryota; Metazoa; Chordata; Mammalia; Primates; Hylobatidae
Gene: CUTA
Product: cutA divalent cation tolerance homolog
Biological process (GO): response to metal ion
Molecular function (GO): copper ion binding
Source: RefSeq, a predicted model, not a curated record